GGCACCACAGCGUCAUCUACCUUCGUGUCGAGGGGGGCCAAUUAUCAACUCAGCGGUUUGCUUUAGGGCUCAGUCGCCACGCUGUACUCAUCUGUCUCAGGCAACCUCAAAUAUGCGACGAAGACCUCGGUUUGAAUUCGAUACUAUUCAAACCACUCACAUACAGAAUGAAGUUUACUCAACCAUGGGGAACUCUGCUCUCAACUGCGCUGAUUGUUAGCGCUGCUCCCAUUGCUGAAAAUUGCACUUCCGCGGCUGACUACGAUGUCAUCAUCGUGGGAUCAGGACCAGCUGGUCUCAUUGUUGCCGACCGCAUGAGCGAGGCUGGCAAGAAGACUCUUCUACUCGAGCAGGGUGGGCCUUCGUACUACAUCACCGGUGGACGUGAGCGUCCCGGCUGGUUGAACGGCACCGAGCUCAGCCGUGUCGAUGUUCCUGGUCUUUACAAGUCCAUCUUCUCGGUCACUGGCAACCUGACAUGUGCAUCAGACGUUGUCAACGCCUUCCAGGGCUGCACAGUUGGUGGCAACACUGCCAUCAACGCUGGUCUCUUCUUCCAGCCCCCAGCUUCCGAUUGGGAUCUCUACUUCCCUGCUGGGUGGAAAAACCCUGACAUGCAGAGCGCCAUUGCAAAGGUCCACGCUAAGCAGCCUUCCACUGACCUGCCGUCAGCUGAUGGCAAGCGCUACGUCCAGAGUGGUUACGAGGCUGCCAGGGAGUGGCUCGUUGAGGGUGCUGGCUAUGCUGAGGUCGGCUUGAACGAUGGUUGGGAGAACCACCACAAGACCAAGGUCUUUGGCCACCCCAUCUACAAUUACGAGGGCGGUCAACGGAGCGGUCCCGUCAAGACUUACCUCCAGUCUGCGCUCACGCGCUCGAACUUCCACUUCCAGACCGGAACCAAGGUCGUCCGCGUUAUCCGUGACGGUCAGACAGCGACUGGCGUUGAGAUCCAGCUCAAGGGUUCAAAUACCACAUCGAUCGUUGGAGUCUCUAAGAGCGGCCGUGUGGUCCUCUCUGGCGGUGCUCUUUUCAGCCCUCAGCUCCUGAUGUGGUCGGGCAUUGGCGAGCCCGCUUCUCUUGGCAACCUCUCCGCAUCUGGUCAGCUCACUCUCUCCGCCAGGCAAUGGAUCAACAACAGUGCCGUUGGCGACAAGGUCUUUGAUAACCCGAACUCCUUCAUCGAGCUCUUCUCCGACUCCAUCUCCUCCUACAACUACAACUACUCCAAUCCCAUUCCGGCCGACAGGGACCUCUAUCUCCAGUCAUACUCGGGGCCUUACUCCUUCGCCUCGCAGACUAGCGCUUUCUGGGACUUCAUCCAGCAGGGCAAUGAGACCGUCGGGUGCCAAGGCACUAUCGAUUCUUCCGGCUUCGGCAGCUUCAUGCAGAACGGCACCAUCACUCUGAACGUAUACGGAACCUCUGGUCUGCGCUCCUUUGGCCGCGUCGGACUUGACGCCAAUGGCAUCGCAACACCUUCAUCCGGCUUUUUCUACUCCGACAAGCGCGACGCGCAAGCUAUUGGCGAGUUCGUGUACAAUAUCUUCCAGAAGCUGCCCAAGACGCUGCAGCCUUUGAACAUCGCCGGAAACUCCACGCUUGAGGAGAUCACUACGUGGAUCACCACACCGAGUGAAUAUACGCUAGGUAACGUGCAGCAUUGGUCGUCGAGCUGCAGAUUCGAGACCUGUGUUGACGCAAAUACGAAGGUUAUUGGCACGAACAACAUCCACGUUGUCGAUGCUUCGAUCAGCGCGCCUUUGACGACGAACCCGGUUCUGGGUACUAUGAUCAUUGCCGAGCGUGCCGUUGAAAAGAUCCUUGCCCUAUGAUGCGGGGGAAUGUGGGUAUUGUCAUGUAGCGUAGCAUAGUUAGCAUUAAUGGCGUACGGAAAGUCAAAGAUACCAUAGUAGUAUAAUUGAUAAUACUUCAUAAACCCG
Molecule: messenger RNA, 1943 nt
Organism: Didymella exigua CBS 183.55
Lineage: Eukaryota; Fungi; Ascomycota; Dothideomycetes; Pleosporales; Didymellaceae
Product: GMC oxidoreductase
Exons: 2
Coding region: 168-1835 (555 amino acids)
Molecular function (GO): oxidoreductase activity, acting on CH-OH group of donors; flavin adenine dinucleotide binding
Source: RefSeq, a predicted model, not a curated record